Monodelphis domestica (gray short-tailed opossum) is the source of this 3677-nucleotide messenger RNA. RefSeq names its product rap1 GTPase-GDP dissociation stimulator 1-like. Gene Ontology annotation, molecular function: protein binding; guanyl-nucleotide exchange factor activity. Gene Ontology annotation, biological process: positive regulation of GTPase activity. NCBI's taxonomy places the organism in Eukaryota, Metazoa, Chordata, Mammalia, Didelphimorphia, Didelphidae. The record is from RefSeq and is a predicted model, not a curated record.
CUUUGCCAACUCUGAAAGAGAGAGAGUGAGGCUGCUGAUUUUGUACAGUUCUGUCUCAUUUAAAUUUACUUCAUGCACAAGUCAAGACAUCCUCUUCCUGAUAUCAUUGGUCCUCUUCGAAAACAAAGAACAAACAACCAAACAACCACAACUAUGGAGAUAUCAUAAGCUUAUGCUUGGUAGCUCCAGGGGACGGAACCUCACGUUUAGAGCUCAGCUACCCAGUGCCAUCUCAUUUUUUAGAUCAUCAGCUGCGAUGGAUUCUCUUAGCCAACACCUGGAAGGGCUCAAACUUUUUGGAAACAAAGAUCAAGUAGAAGUUGAAGAAGAAAUCUUCAAGAGCCUAAACAUGGUGCUGCAAGCUGUAACUGGAGACCAACAACAAUCAGGGAAGCUCCUCCAAGCCAGUGGCAUUUUCACCACCUUGGACCAGAUUUUGACAAGUCAUCCAAGAUGUGCUGUGCCCGUUACACAAGUCCUGGCAGAACUGGCCAAGAAUGAGGAGCUAAAACAGCCCUGUAUUGAUGCCGGUCUGAUAACUACCCUGCUGCCUCUUCUGAAAAGCUCUGACCAAGAUCUGCUGCUCCAUGCUGGAAGAGCCAUUGGGCGCAUCUGUUAUGGAAACAAGGAACUUCAGGAGGAAUUAGUCAAGUCUGGAGUAAUCACCUUAUUAGUCAAAAUCCUAUCAGACUUUCCAGAAAGUGAACCACUUGUGCGGGUGGACCUGUUGGCCCUGUGUAAUCUGGCAGAUCUGGAUACAGCUAAAGAAGCCCUGAGCAAGACCAAUGUGGCAGAGCAGCUGGUGAGGCAGCUAAGGAGGGCUGAGAACCAGGAGAGACUGGAGAUCAUCACUGAGAUACUGCAGCAGCUGGCAGAGAAUGAUACCCUGAAAUUACAGUUGGUGGAAGCAGAUGUUCAGAGUGCCCUGGUGGAGCUCCUGCAGAAGGCCCAGGACAACCCAGAGCUGGAAGCCACCGGCAUCCUGAAGACCAUCUCAGACCUUGUCAUCUCUCUCCUCCUGGGAGAUGAGUCCAUGCAGAAACUGUUUGCUAAUGGAACUGGCCUCAUCUACCAGAAGAUCAGUAACUGGCUUAUGUCCCAGAAUGCCCAGCUGCAGCUGACUGGUGCCCUGGCUGUGGCCAACUUUGCCAGGAAUGACAGCAAUUGUGUGAAGAUGGUACAGCUGGGUAUAGUGCAUCAGCUCUUGGAUGUCCUGGAAAAGCAUGUGGAAGAGGGUGAUGUGACAGUGCAACAUGCAGCCCUCAGUGCCCUCCGUAACCUCGCCAUCCCUGUGAUCAACAAAGUGCAGAUGCUGGAAGAAGGUGUGGCUGAGCGUAUCCAGAUGUUGCUGAGGUCUGAGAUGCCCCCAGUGCAAUUUAAACUCCUGGGAACACUUCGAAUGUUGCUGGAUGGUCAAGUGGAAGCCGCAGAAAUCCUUGGGCAGGACCCAGCUCUGCUGAACCGACUAGUACAGUGGUGUGAGGCCAAGGAGCAUGCAGGUGUCCAAGGGGAAGCCAAUCGCCUGCUAGCUUCAUUGCUGAGGCACAGCAAGUCCCAGGAAGUAGUGAGGGCCAUUCAGGAAGCCCGAGGAAUGAAGUACCUUGUCACCAUGACAACCAGUGAGCAUGCUAUCAUGCAGAAUGAAGCUCUGAUAGCACUGGCCAUCGCAUCAGCUGUUAAUUUAGAAAUUAUCAAAGAUGCGUUUAAAGAAUCCCAACUGGUAUCAAAUUUACAGAAGCUCCUUGAAGAUGAUAUGACAAGUCCAGAAGUGAAGUAUAAGUCCUUGGGCCUCUUGUGCAGCCUCCUGGGUUCAGGUGACUUGAGGAAGCAAGUAGAAGAAGCUAAAAUACAAGGUACACUAGAGAACCUCUGCAACCACAGCAAUGCCAACGUGGUCAAACAGGCCAUCGCUGCCCUCCAGAUCCUGAAAAGUGAUACCCAGGACUCAGGUCUCUUUUUCCCCUAAGUGCUGGUAUUCCUUCUUCUCUUUAGGAUCAGCCUUCCUUAGGAGGUUGCUUUUUGCAAUAGAUAAGAAACCUACUCUUCUUGCCAUCUCUUCCCCAUACAUGAAGGGGGAGCCCAAAGUGUCCAAUCCUUGGAUGCCAAGCAGCACACUGACAUUCUAGGUGGUAGUACCCAGCAACAUUGUGAUUUUCAUGCCAAUUUGGGGAUUUCCAGUCACCUGCCUUGUGCAAACUUAUCCUCACCUCUGAUCCAAGUGAUCCCUCUAAGCUGGUACCCUGGAGGAACUCCUCAGUGUGAGCCAUGUUCUUUUCCAUGCCCCAUCACCAAGCAGAGACCAUCCAACCAGCCCUUUCCAUUGAUAGUUUUCUCUGAACCAGGCUUGAAGCCCUAGAGUUUCUAGGGAACAAGUUCCGCAGGAGGUCUAAUUUGUAAAGUGGUCAUUAAAGUGGUGCUCAAAGAAUGGCUAGAGGAGAUCUCCUCACUUGGGAGGGUCAUUCAUUCAAUAAAUAUUUGAGUGACUACUAUACACAAAGCAUUGUGGCAAUGUGGCAUUGUUUUGGCACUCCGAGAGUUAUUUUUGCAAAUUGCACCUGUCUAUUUUGGCAACUCAAGUUCCAGAAUACCAUGUCAGUGUUCUCCAGUUCCUGGUCCUCCACUUUCACCAAGUGGGCAAGUCCUUUUUAGCCAAAUCCUUGGAAAAUCCAAAAAGGAUUGGUCUCUGGGGUAUAAUCUCCACUUUGGUAAUUUCUGAGCUUGUGGCCAUUCCAACAACAAUCCCUCACCUUAGGAACUGUUGAACCAUCACCCUGCUACACACCCCCAAAGAACUUAAAAAAGCAAAACUAUUCCUUGGGAGAGCUGAUUGGUCUUACAAAAAAGCAAAAAUCUAUUUACAAGACUAAGGGCCAAUCAAGGGAGGAGGUCUACACAAGAAGACUACAAACUGCCAGCUUCCACUGGAUUUAAGUAAUCUUAUUGGUAUGAUGUCUGCCCUGUCCUCAUGGUGCAAUGGAAAGAAUGCUGGACUUGUCAUCAGUGGACCUAGGCUCAAAUCCCAGCUCUGCCCUUAAAGCAAGGCACUUAAAAGAAAGAAGGCUGGACUAGAUGAAUUAUAAUUUUCAUGCUAAAUACAUAAACCCAUUCAUUCUCCCAUCAGGUUCUGUGCUCCCAGAAGUAUGGACAACUGGCAUGUCUUGUAGCAAUAGCCCCAUUCAUUAGGAAAAAGGAAAAUUAGAUCUGUAGGGGAGAGAGGAUGGGGACACUACUGACAAGGUCCUGAGAGAAUCUCAUGAAACAGGCUUACACUCUGGGGAAGAUGAUACUUACCUCUCCGGUGCAAUCACUUCUGUCCAUCUAUUGGCCCACAAUGGGGAACCUCACCUGUAGAAAGUGCCCUCCUUGCAAACUGCCUUCUGGAAUCUGUAAGCUCUGAAAAAUGGUGUCUGCUAGUCAUAGGCCAAGGACAGGCAGUAGUCACUAAGUCACUAAGGAAGUAGGGAGGGGGUCCAGAUGCAUCCCAUUGAGUCUAUUAGCCUAUACCAGUCACUGUUAUCAAGUGGAUAUGACAAAAAAUCCUCUGCAUCUCAACUCCAUAAUCUGUUCAAUGAAUAAAUUUUAACUCCAAAACAAGUUAGUGACUCUCCGUUUCUUGGCUCUUUAUAGUAUUUUGCUUUUGUAUAAUGCUUUAAAAAAUAAAAGACUUUGCAAAGCAA